AAUGUUGCUGGCUUGCUUCCGGAGGCGAAGAAGGAUUUCCCCAAAUAUUCCCCGCAUAUCCCGAGAGUUUCCCUGUUGACUACUCAGCCAAAUCAAGAUGCCUGAAAUAGUCUGCUGUUUAAUCUUUGUUUGAAAAGGCACGUAUGUUCUUGAUAACGAAACUGCCGAUACGCUGUGCACCAGCAGUUUCCACUUCCGUCUGGCGAUCAUAGCAACUUGCGGCGAACGCCGGGACCUGAUCGGAUUCUCUGCGGGUGAAUUAUGUUUGGAGCCCGCAGCGCUUUGCGAAGGCUUGGCUAUGCAGGUGGUCGCAGUAAGCACACCCUGCCUGACCUCCCGUACGACUACAAAGCUUUGGAGCCCAUCAUUUCGGCAGACAUUAUGCACGUCCAUCACGACAAGCACCAUGCUGCCUACGUAAACAACCUCAACGCUGCUGAGGAGAAGAUGUCGGAAGCACUGGCCAAGAAGUGCACCCAGAGCAUUAUCUCAGCUUCAGUUGCAAUCAAAUUCAAUGGUGGUGGGCACCUGAACCACAGCAUCUACUGGACCAACCUGUCCCCCAAUGGCGGUGGGGAACCCAAAGGUGACCUGCUGGAGGCAAUCAAAAAGGACUUCGGGAGCUUCGAGUCCCUCAAGUCCAUAAUGUCAGCUCGCGCAGUCGGAGUGCAGGGCUCUGGCUGGGCCUGGCUUGGCUACAACCCCAAGACGCAGAGGCUACAAGUGGCCAACACCUUUAAUCAGGACUCUCUUAUUGACACAGAAGGGCUGGUGCCCUUGUUCACCAUUGACGUCUGGGAGCAUGCGUACUACCUGCAGUACAAGAAUGUGCGACCAGACUACGUCAAGGCCAUCUGGGACAUUGCCAACUGGGAAAAUGUUGCCGAAAGGCUGCACAAGGCACGCAGCCAGUGAAACAAGCACUUUUGAUUUCUUGUCUAAUGAAUAAAUACAUAGUGUGGAGUAACUGUAGCACCCACGUGUGCCAUUUCGCUUCUCGUGCUGUGUGCAACGUGGGAACUGGGAACAUGCUUACUAAUUAAUGGUGUGCAUAUGUCACUUAAACAGAAGCCAGUAUAACGUAUCAUGAACACCUGCACCAUUUCUGCAUGAAACAAACUUUCUUCUAUACGAUGCCAACAUGGAACCCAUCAAAAGAACUUCAAUAUUGCUUGUGCGCACUUGGGGAUGUGGGUUUUCUAAUGGGUCAAAACAGACGAAAUAUACGCAGCUAUUGCCCUCGACUGUUCUGUGCAUGUCAAAAUGGUAUUGAAACUGUGCCGCAGCUUGGUAUCCACACUUAGGCUUUGCUCACAGCUGAUUAAGCUCGCAAAUAGCUUUGCAAAAUAAGCUUUUAUAAGCUCUAUAGCCUACAAUUGCUUUCAGCAUCAAGCUGGCCAUAUGCUCGCUCUUUAUACAUUCUACAAAGCAGGCUGCUCACUGUUAUACUUGAGGAGGCCAUUUGGUAUGUUCAAGCAAAACUGUUCAAACAAAAUACUGUUUCACCAAAUUUGCAAGUAGCCAUGGCAUGAACCCACCAUAAGAGCCUAUAUCACUUCACAGAUUCACCGCUGCAAAAAUUUUUAGAAUCCGUCCGGUACAAGUGAAAUCGCAGAGUUGUCCCCCGCUGCAAUUGCUUUCUCUCGUCCUGACGAAAAUGCUGGAAGCUAAGUAGAGAGAGAUGGAAUGGGGUAAGAAAAUACAUCAUGUGUAUCUCUUGACCUUAAGCAUUUUUCUUUUUUUAUAUGUAUUUUUAAGUGCGCAGCUUUUUAGUGCAACCACGCGCGGACAGCUCGCGGCCUCUGGUGGGGGCCCCAGCAACUUCAGAGUGCACUAUGCUCAAAUUGACCAAUUGCGUGUUAGUGGCCUGCGACCCACUGUUGAGUAUGUAGUAUCAUUUGUUGAGCUGAUUAUGCUCGAAAAGUGUUGCAAGGCCACUUUAUACAUUAAGGGGAGAUGCGGGUUGAGAAACGAGAGUUGUCUAUCUAAAAAAUUAUUUUCUCGUUUUCACCUGUGUUGUUGAGAUUGGUACCUCUGCUGUUCUCGGAGUUUGUAGCGAUCCUUGAAAACCCUUAAAUUUCGAAAUGGCAUUUUCAAGGCCUUGAAAACUUAAAUUUGUUUGAGGUCCUUAAAAGUUCUGGAAUUUUGUCAAUAAAGUUCUUUAAGGCAUAA
This is a messenger RNA of Rhipicephalus microplus (southern cattle tick), 2172 nucleotides long. RefSeq names its product superoxide dismutase 2 (gene Sod2). Gene Ontology annotation, cellular component: mitochondrion. The record is from RefSeq and is a predicted model, not a curated record. Gene Ontology annotation, biological process: superoxide metabolic process. Gene Ontology annotation, molecular function: superoxide dismutase activity; manganese ion binding. NCBI's taxonomy places the organism in Eukaryota, Metazoa, Arthropoda, Arachnida, Ixodida, Ixodidae.